UAUAAGUGUAUCAUUUAAUUAUUUUAAUUUAUAUUUUCAAGAAAAAUUAAAAUUACACUUUAUUUUAUUAAAAUAUACACAAAGUUAAUAGGAACAAGUUUUAUUGUAAACAGUGAUUAAGAUAAAAUUAUCAAAAAUAAUGAUGGUAAAGAAUUGUUUUUUGUGUGUGCCUCUAAGAGCUGGGCUCCUGAUUUGGGGAUAUUCAGCCGUGAUAAUAAUUUACACAAAUUUGCUGUUCUGGUUAUAUGAACUCCACGUUAUAUGGACCAAGUCAGAGUUCAACAGCAACCAGUUCAUUCUCAAGACUUUCAUCCUCCUGUUUGUUGCUAUGUACCUGCUCUUCCAUGUUGUGCUCAUAUCUGGACUGCAUAAUAGAAGCAGUGGUUUAUUGGACAUAUACAAAGGGUUUCUCACUAUAUGGUUGAUACUUGAAGGCAUCUUCGCAGCGUUAUACAUACCGCUGUCAAUGUACCAGAUGUACCAGGAGAAUAUAAAAUACUACGAGGUUACCGCCGUGUUUAUGUUGUUGUCAAAGUUCCUGUUUUACGCAGCUGUUGUUGUAGUUGUUGUAUGCAUAUUAAAAGUCUACAUACUUGUUUGCGUUCGAAGCGUGAAAUCCACUUUUAAAAAUGAAGAGAUACGCGAGUCGGAACCGUUCGCACAAAACCCUGACGUCACAGAUAACAGGAGGCCGAAUUACGAUAGUGAUUGUUAGCAACUGAGUUAGAGUGUGAUAGCCCAGUGGAUAUGACCUCUGCUUCCGAUUCCCGAGGGUGUGGGUAUCAGGUCCGGGGCAUGCACCUGCAACUUUCCAGUUGUGUGCAUUUUAAAAAAUUAUCACGUGUCUCAAACGGUGAAGGACAAAUCAUUGUGAGGAAACCUGCAUACCAGAGAUUUUUCUUAAUUCUCUGCGUGUGUGAAGUCUGCCAAUCCGCAUUGAGCCAGCGUGGUGGACUAUUGUAAUCUAUGUCAGAAAAUAAGUAUUAUGUUAUUAAAUUGUAUAUUCCUAAGGUA
Messenger RNA from Bicyclus anynana (squinting bush brown), 1014 nucleotides. RefSeq lists its product as uncharacterized. The record is from RefSeq and is a predicted model, not a curated record. Lineage: Eukaryota; Metazoa; Arthropoda; Insecta; Lepidoptera; Nymphalidae. Bases 140 to 715 code for a protein of 191 amino acids. The transcript is spliced from 4 exons.